AUGGCUACCGCAGAUACAAUCAUUGUCUUAGAACACAUCACUAACGUGUCGAACCUGGACAAUCUCUGGAGCCUCCGGAAUGUACCUUCCACCUUCUUAGCCUUGAACAACUCCAACAUUCGAACCUUUGGUUGGAACAUAAACCUGGCGAACCUCUCGGGCUUGACACUGAAUGAUAGCUUCGUCAAUCUCGUCGACGGCAAUUUCGCAAGGGUCGUGCCGAUUCCGAUGCCAGGCUACACGCCGCAGUCUACGUCCUCCCUUGUUUUCGAUGAUCUCCCACCAACUUCAAGUUUGGUAUCAACACCUUCAAGCACGACAAUACCGACCACGCUGCCAUCUACCUCCAGUGUCGUGCGAAAUGCGGAGGUCUGGCAUACUUUUGGCAUUGCCGUAGCAGUAGGUGCUGGUACGGUAUUCACCGCGCUAUCUUUCAUAUGUUGGUUCUAUAACAGAAAGUUCCGAUUAUUAGGAGCAGCACCAAACAUGGGCCUCGCCGACCUUCGGCAAUCUACAUCAAUUGUAGGCGGAACGGUUCAAUCUGUAAACACAGUGAUAAUAGACCAAAAGGGCCCUAAGCUUGAUGUCAGCAAUUAUCCUUACUUCGGAGCGGGAAGCCCUUCGACAGACGCCUCUUGGAGUCUGAAAGAGUCACACUCCGCAAGCCAUGUGGGAAGUCAGCUACAAGCUCCAGACAUGAAGCGUGAUGAUCUGAGGCAAGACAAUUCAACCGCGUCUCUGAAGUUUUAAAACUUCAGCAAGCCUUGGGAGGAGAAAAAAAAAGAAGGGAAAUUACCAAGGCCUUUCAACGACGGCUCAAUAACGAGUUGAGCAGGGCUGACGUGAAAGUUAUCAUGGAUGGUGGCCUAUCGCUAUUUGACACUCAUCCGCGCCAUGAGAGAGGGGCGCAGUCAACGACGAAAGGGUAUAGUCACAUUUAUUAAACAUAUAAGUUGUGUCCAAAAACAUGG
Verruconis gallopava is the source of this 971-nucleotide messenger RNA. RefSeq lists its product as hypothetical. The transcript is spliced from 2 exons. The coding region runs from base 1 to 750 and encodes 249 amino acids. Lineage: Eukaryota; Fungi; Ascomycota; Dothideomycetes; Venturiales; Sympoventuriaceae. The record is from RefSeq and is a predicted model, not a curated record.